UUCAGUUAAGAAUCGAUUUGGGUUUACAAAAGUUCGACUAAAAAUCAAUUUGGGUUAAAUCGAUUUAGCCAAAUCAAGUUCGAUUUUAUAUAUAUAUUUCGGGUUAGAAAUGACUAGGGUUGAUCACUAUUAAAUUUAGAUAAUCUAAGUCAAUAGUUACAUAUCGGUAACUAAAAUCAUGCUUAGUUUGGAUCAUAUUUAAAUAGCUCUACUUACGACCUACGCAUUGGUGAUUAACUCUAAUAGACAAAUGAGCUCGAGUAGAAUACACUCAGCAUAUAAACAGGGCACAACAACCAAGGCAAAAAUAAAGAUACUCCAUGAUAAUAGCCAGAGUGAUUAAAUAGUACUUACCAAAAAAUCAAAGCAGAAAACAAAAACAGGGCACAAAUUAAGGGAAACAGAACUGACUACCGAGACCCAAGCAGGGUCCGCAUUCAUUAUUCCCAGCUGUCUUACUCUACUCUUUCCCAUGUGACUCACCUUCCCCUUCAGACCUCAUCUUUAAUGCUUCCUACAUUUCUUCACCAUUCUUUUUCCUUCACUCAUUCUCCUCCUAUUUCCUAAACAACAAUGUCAUCCUCAAAACCCCUUAUCUUUUUUUCUUUCAUUCUGUUUAUGAUCUCCUACAUUAGCUUCCACUGUACCCCAGCUACAGCUCUCAUCACUGACGUUGGAUUUGACUGGGCUUCAUCAUCAUCUGCAAUAUCAAUGGUUUAUUCUGAUGAUGAUUUUGUUGAUAAUCAGCUAAAUAAUCUUGAUGAAGAAAAUGUAAUUAGUAAAAGGAGAUCUCUAUACUGGAAUAGAGUGUACUACACAUAUAUUUCUUAUGCUGCACUCUCAGCUAAUCGUGUGCCAUGCCCUCCUCGUUCUGGUAGAUCUUAUUAUACUCAUAACUGUUUCAAAGCUCGUGGACCUGCUAAUCCUUACCAUCGUGGUUGCUCUUGUAUUACUCGUUGCCGCCGUUGAUUAUCUUCUCCAUUUAUUAAUUAAGUGCUUAUUUAAUUUGUUUAGUGUAUUAUUAGUAGUAGUAUUUUAAUCAGAGGUUUUACGGUUAAUGUUAAGGGUUUUAAACAAUGUUAAAUUACAAAAAAAUCUUCUAUGUAAUAUCAUUAAAAGAAAAUCUUUUUCUUUUGUGUGUUGUGAUUAUUAUUGCAAGUUUUUAAGUAGCUUUCAAUUGGGGUCCUCGUUUGGUUGUUGAGGGUUGAUUUAUGCUUAGUACUUUUGUGUAAAAUUGUGACAUUAUAAUGCUCGUAUUUUAAUCAAAAUAAAAGCCUCAAGAGGUUAU
This is a messenger RNA of Amaranthus tricolor (Joseph's coat), 1288 nucleotides long. RefSeq names its product protein RALF-like 34. The record is from RefSeq and is a predicted model, not a curated record. The transcript has a single exon. The coding region runs from base 574 to 969 and encodes 131 amino acids. NCBI's taxonomy places the organism in Eukaryota, Viridiplantae, Streptophyta, Magnoliopsida, Caryophyllales, Amaranthaceae.